GCACCAGCAGCCGGCAGUCGCUCUUUCAGACUUACAGCAAUGGAGCCACGUUUCAGGCGUGCGCUUCUCUGUGUGUUGGUGCUGCUAGCUGUAUUGGAUUUCAGCGGUGCAAAUGCUGAAGGUCAUCUACCUGAGCAAUAUUCUCAGUACAGUCCUGGUAGUUACUCCGCGGAAGGCAGAAUUGACCGUACAACAUGCAACGCCACAGAGACUGAAGUAUGCAAGAACAAGAACCCGCAUAUGGAAUGCGUCUACAAAAACAAAAAAGCAGAGUGCACCUGCCCUGAAGGCAUGGUUGAAGACAAAGGCAGCUGUACUGACCGUACAACAUGCAACGCCGCCGAGAUAGAACAAUGCAAGGACAAGGACCCGCAUAUGGAAUGCGUCUACAAAAACAAAAAAGCAGAGUGCAACUGCCCUGAAGGCAUGGUUGAAGACAAAGGCAGCUGUAUUGACCGUACAACAUGCAACGCCACAGAGACUGAAGUAUGCAAGAACAAGAACCCGCAUAUGGAAUGCGUCUACAAAAACAAAAAAGCAGAGUGCACCUGCCCUGAAGGCAUGGUUGAAGACAAAGGCAGCUGUACUGACCGUACAACAUGCAACGCCGCCGAGAUAGAACAAUGCAAGGACAAGGACCCGCAUAUGGAAUGCGUCUACAAAAACAAAAAAGCAGAGUGCAACUGCCCUGAAGGCAUGGUUGAAGACAAAGGCAGCUGUAUUGACCGUACAACAUGCAACGCCGCCGAGAUAGAACAAUGCAAGGACAAGGACCCGCAUAUGGAAUGCGUCUACAAAAACAAAAAAGCAGAGUGCAACUGCCCUGAAGGCAUGGUUGAAGACAAAGGCAGCUGUAUUGACCGUACAACAUGCAACGCCACAGAGACUGAAGUAUGCAAGAACAAGAACCCGCAUAUGGAAUGCGUCUACAAAAACAAAAAAGCAGAGUGCACCUGCCCUGAAGGCAUGGUUGAAGACAAAGGCAGCUGUACUGACCGUACAACAUGCAACGCCGCCGAGAUAGAACAAUGCAAGGACAAGGACCCGCAUAUGGAAUGCGUCUACAAAAACAAAAAAGCAGAGUGCAACUGCCCUGAAGGCAUGGUUGAAGACAAAGGCAGCUGUAUUGACCGUACAACAUGCAACGCCACAGAGACAGAACAAUGCAAGGACAAGGACCCGCAUAUGGAAUGCGUCUACAAAAACAAAAAAGCAGAGUGCAACUGCCCUGAAGGCAUGGUUGAAGACAAAGGCAUCUGUAUUGACCGUACAACAUGCAACGCCACAGAGAUAGAGCAAUGCAAGGACAAGGACCCGCAUAUGGAAUGCGUCUACAAAAGCAAAAAAGCAGAGUGCACCUGCCCUGAAGGCAUGGUUGAAGACAAAGGCAGCUGUAUUGACCGUACAACAUGCAACGCAAUAGAGAAAAAACAGUGCAAGGACAAGGACCCGCAUAUGGAAUGCGUUUACAAAAACAAAAAAGCCGAGUGCAACUGCCCUGAAGGCAUGGUUGAAGACAAAGGCAGCUGUAUUGCACGAUCGAAGCCACAGUCAUGCAGCCAUAGAGGACAGAGUGUGUGCCAGAAAUAUGGCAAGAUAUGCGUCUCCUAUGACGGCGGGGAAGUUUGUUUAGCUGAGCCCCCUGCAGAGCCUACUACGUGCACGGAUAAAAAGAAACAAGAAUGCGCCAGUAAAGGAGAAGUGUGCCAUCACACGGAAGGCGGGGUGAAGUGCAUAGCACGAUCGAAGCCACAGCCAUGCAGCCAUAGAGGACAGAGUGUGUGCCAGAAAUAUGGCAAGAUAUGCGUCUCCUAUGACGGUGGGGAAGUGUGUGUAGAUCCGGCACCACAUACUGCUGCCCCGGAGAACAAGAAGACCAAAGAUGGCUGCGUCUGUGAUUGCAAGUGCCAGCCGUGUGCAGUAGACGAAAGUGGCUCUAGUCAGGUGUCUGCUAGAAAUGCUUCGCAAAAGAAGCGAGGCUUGGCCGUCGAAACAGCUGCCAUCUACGAGAAGUUGGGUUCUUUGAUGCCGUUAACAGAAAAAGUUGACUCCCUCUUAAAACUGAAAGGGAUGGUCACAGCUCUGCAAGUGUCGCUUCAACAUAUCUCUGACAGUCAUGACAGGGUUCUUAACCGCCUCUCUAGCAUCGGUAAUGAAGUUGCUAGCAUGAAGUUACUCAUCGCGCGCGUAGAAAUGUCCAGAAUAAACAACAAAAUUUCGGAUCUCCAAAAGCAAUUAGGCACUUAUAACGAAUAUCUCACCAAACAAACCUUCUUGUGACCCUAAAGGACGCACCACGACAAACGUGCGUACAUGUGCUGUCAUAAUGAGCGAAUCUGUGCAGUGUCCACUGCAAUGCACAACAUGACAACUACGCGUGUCGCGAGCACGAAAAAUCACAUACAAUGGCUGUAUUUGUUCCUAUAACCUCUGUUCUAAUAGACACGUAGAUAUGCACUUCUUUUAUUUUGAGACUGUUGUAUUAAGUGGGCAUAAUAAAACAUGUUUUUUAACUAUUC
Messenger RNA from Dermacentor andersoni, 2519 nucleotides. RefSeq lists its product as uncharacterized. The record is from RefSeq and is a predicted model, not a curated record. Lineage: Eukaryota; Metazoa; Arthropoda; Arachnida; Ixodida; Ixodidae. Gene Ontology annotation, molecular function: transforming growth factor beta binding.